Messenger RNA from Gadus morhua (Atlantic cod), 3900 nucleotides. It is a transcript of the gene cbfa2t2, whose product is annotated as CBFA2/RUNX1 partner transcriptional co-repressor 2. Gene Ontology annotation, biological process: negative regulation of DNA-templated transcription; DNA-templated transcription. The transcript has 11 exons. The record is from RefSeq and is a predicted model, not a curated record. Gene Ontology annotation, cellular component: nucleus. Bases 639 to 2459 code for a protein of 606 amino acids. Gene Ontology annotation, molecular function: transcription corepressor activity. Lineage: Eukaryota; Metazoa; Chordata; Actinopteri; Gadiformes; Gadidae.
GAGCCUCGGCAGUGAGAGAGCGAAGAAAGACGAUUAGACUCUCAAAGCCUGAGCAUACAAGCGAACGAAAGGACACAGGUCGUGUGUGUCUGUGAUUGAGAGAGAGAAACAAACCGACGCCAAAGGGAAACCUCGGAGAGAAACGCAGCAAGAGAGCAUUGAUAACAAGGAGACAGGAGCUCACAUUCAAGAGGGAGAAGAAGAAAAAUAAGAAGAAGCAGCUACCGGAGGAAAAAGACUGAUUGAGCUAUACGGACAGCAGGAGAGAGCGAGACAGAGCGAGAGUGGGAGUAUCUCUGUAUGUGUAGUGUAGUGCUGCGCUGGCCAGCUCUGGAUAUCUCCCAUCUCCAUCUGGGUGCCAUCUGUGUCUCUGACUCCGGCCCCCACCACCACCACCCACCCUCUCCCCCUCCUCGCUGCGGUGGAGCGUUCACAUAUGUGGGAACGCAAACACAUGCAUGACACAUGAAGCCGUGGAGCGAAAAGCAGAGAGCGAGAGAAGGAAAGGAAGCGAUAAGAAAGUAAACUGACAGAAAACGCCGCUGGAGCCGCCAUCACGGUUCACUUUUUAUCCCGUUUCAACAUUGAAGACUGGACUCUAUCAGAGAGGAGACAGUAGAGAGAAGAAGAGCCCUGCCAUGCCCGGUUCUCCUGUGGAUGUUAAGACUCAUUCCAGAUCAGCCCAUAGCAGCUCCACCAUGCCUCCCCUGCCCUCCGUCAACCCCAGCGGCCCCCGCCCGGCCGCCUUCUCCACCACAGCAUUAACCAACGGCAACCACCAUUCGCCGCCCACGCUGAACGCGGUGCCGUCGCCGCCCCAGCGCUACAGCAACGGGCCCUCGUCGUCCUCGUCCUCCUCGCUGGCCAAUCAGCAGCUGCCGGCCACCUGUGGGGCGCGUCAGCUCAGCAAGCUGAAGCGCUUCCUGACCACCCUGCAGCAGUUUGGCAACGACAUCUCGCCCGAGAUCGGGGAGAGCGUCCGCAACCUGGUGCUAGCUCUGGUGAACUCAACGGUUACCAUCGAGGAGUUCCACUCGCGGCUGCAGGAGGCCACCAACUUCCCACUGCGCCCCUUUGUCAUUCCCUUCCUCAAGGCCAACCUGCCCCUGCUGCAGAGGGAGCUGCUCCACUGCGCCCGGGCGGCCAAGCAGACCCCGGCCCAGUACCUGUCCCAGCACGAGCACCUGCUGCUCAGCACCACGCUGGCCUCCCCGCCCGACUCCUCCGAGCUGCUCAUGGAGCCCGGGGACUCGGCCAAGAGACACAGCCCCGGCAGGGUGAAGGAGAACGGCUUCCACGAGCGCCCGCCCACGUCGCUGGAGCCCGCCGCCAAGCGCAUCUGCACCAUCAGCCCGGCGCCGCGCCACAGCCCCGCCCACCCCCACCCCCCGCACGCCCCUCUGCCCAUGGGCAGCGCCAGCGCCGCCGCCGCCGCUGCCCCGGGCGCGGGCCAGCUCCACCCCACCCCCCCGCCGUUGCAGCACUACGCCCUGGACGACAUCGCCACGCCCCACCUGCUGCACCGCGAACACAGCCAGCGCAUGCUGGAGCUGAGAGAGCUCAAGGACCGGCCCCGCCUGCCUGGCACUAACGGGGCCUACCGCGAGGAGCCGGUGGACCACAGACUGACAGACAGAGAGUGGGCUGAUGAGUGGAGGCAUCUGGACCACGUGCUGAACUGCAUCGUGGACAUGGUGGAGAAGACGCGGCGCUCUGUGAGCGUGCUCCGGCGCUGCCAGGAGUCCGACCGCGAGGAGCUCAAUUACUGGAGGAGGCGUUCCAGCGAGCAGGACGACCCGCGCAAGGGGGGCCCUGGCUCGGCGCCCUUCUCCAAGACGCACAGCCCCCACUCGGCAGACUCCGAUUCCCAGAGGGACAUGGGGUCCCGGCCAGGCUCAGCAUACGUACCGGACGAGAUCUGGAGGAAGGCCGAGGAGGCGGUGAACGAGGUGAAGCGCCAGGCCAUGGACGAGGUGCAGAAGGCGGUGGCGGAGGCGGAGCACAAGGCCUUCGAGAUGAUCGCCUCGGAGCGGGCCAAGAUGGAGAAGACGCUGGCCGACGCCAAGAGGAAGGCCCAGCAGGACGCCAUCUCCGUCAUCAACGAGCAGGAGGACUCCAGCGAGUGUUGCUGGAACUGCGGCCGCAAGGCCAGCGAGACGUGCAGCGGCUGCAACGCCGCGCGCUACUGCGGCUCCUUCUGCCAGCACAAGGACUGGGAGCGCCACCACCUCAUCUGCAGCCCCGGGCUCCAGGCGCAGCCCAAGCCCGCCAUCCGGGCGCCCGUCGCCACGGCGGCGGCGGCGGCCCCCCUCGCCGGCCCGCUGCCCGUGGCGGGGAUCAAGACCGGUGACCGAACGCCGAGUCCCGGCGGGGAGAAGGGCUCCUCCUCCAUCGCCUCGCGCUCCUCCACCCCGUCCACGCCGGCCCCCCCGCCGGCGGCCGACAUCAACGGACACUAGUCGAAGGGCUGGGGGGCCGAGCCGGGCUCAGCACACACUUUGACUUUUGGUUCUUAAUCCCAGCCUGACUGUUUGGGGGGGGCCCCCAGGGGACACGAAGCGAACCAAAACCCUCCCGGGCUCUCUGGCAGCCGGAGGGGAGUAUCUAGUGGGCGACGGCGGGACCCCGGGUCCGGUUGUCUGUCACCAUGGGCGACAGAGGGCCGGGUGGUCCGCCCACAAAAGAGGAGGAGAACCCACGCUUGAAUUGUACACAACAUGUUGUCUUUCAAUUUGAAGUGACUAAAAGCUCCAACUCCCAGAUCAGGGGGGAAAAAGAGGGAUUCGCAUUUACCAACUGUUGUUCUCAAUAUAUAUAGAUAUAUAUAUUUUUGUUUUUGUUUCUUUCAUCAGAAAAAAAGGCAUAGCGGAGAACAUAUUUAAUAGGAGAGGAUCUCUACACAGCAAAGUUUGUCGAAAUUCUUUCACAGCUCACGAUACCGAAACAUGAUAACUAUUCCAUAGGACAUGACCCUACCCCCUCUGUGUAUCAAUGUCUCACCUUCUCCCCAGAUUUCUGCGUUGUGCCGUCAGUGAAUAUUUGUAUGAUUUAAAAAUGUUCAGUAUCAUUGUAUCAGGUAGCUGGAGGUCUUUUUCGUCUUUGUCACCAAAAUGUUCAGUUGUUUAAGGGUGGAGCGAAGCUGAAGCGCUUCUGAUGAGGACAAUGGGUCCAUUCAGACUGAAGGCCGCUGCUUCGAGGAGCGCGAGCUGCUCCAUCUUCUGUCCAGAUACUAUAGCUUUGUGUUCUUUUGUCGCCAGUGAUGAUCUCUGACUUUAACGCGUGGGAGGUGGACAAACUUCAGUGUCUCCUCUCUGUGGUUUCUUACGGUUGACUUACCGAACACGCCAAACGAAAAAACCAAAUCCGUAUUGUACCGCAAACAGACCAACGCCAGUACCGUGUAAUGCUCUGGGGACAGGCGACGGGAGAGGACAGUAGAAGACGCACACUAUUAACGUUGCGUUGUGAGUUACAUACAUAUUGCGUGGGUGCUAACCGUUUGCAGCAGGUUGAGGGUCUGGCAUAUUGACUCUGUGCAAGGAAUCUCAGGAGGUUUAUGAAUAUGUACAUACAGUAUAUAUAUAUAUAUAUAAAUAUAUAUGACUGUUCCGUUUCUUUCCUGUUGUCACCGUUAUAACGUCUUGUGAAGAACCUUUGAUCAUAGUCUGCUGUUACCAUGGAGACGUUUUUACAUGUGCGUGCGUGUGUGUGUUUGUUGUACAAUGUCUUUGUAAAGAAUAUUAUGAAAGAACGCCUUUAUUUUGUGAGCCGCUACUACCGCACCCUUCUCCUCCUCAUUCUCUUCCUCAUCUUCCUACACUCAAUCUUUUGUUAUCAGAUGUAACUUUGUAAAGAUAUCUUGACAUGAAGUAUUAAAUAAAAGAUAAAAAAUUAAAUUAA